GGUUGCUCGCACUGGACUGCGAUGAUGAGUCGAUGCCCAAUAGUGCAUCUUCAACGAAGCGGCUAGCGGUGUACAGGAACGGACAUACGAAUAGGAUUUCAUAAUGACAGAGCGGGUGAACAACUUUCCUCCUCUGCCCAAGUUUUUCCGGAUCAAGCCCUGUUUUUACCAAAAUGUGGACGAAGAAAUCCCUGCCCCACACAGACAUCUGGUGCGCAGGGUGUACAACCUGUGGAUGUUGUAUUCCGUGACCCUGUUCGUCAAUGUGGUGUCAUGCAUCGCCUGGUGGGCUGGUGGUGGAGGUGCGGCCAACUUCGGUCUCUCUCUGCUUUGGCUCUUUCUCUUCAGUCCCUGUAGCUACACCUGCUGGUUUCGGCCUCUCUACAAAGCCUUCAGGGCGGACAGUUCCUUCAACUUCAUGAGUUUCUUCUUCAUCUUCUUCCUCCAGUGUGUCCUUGCCCUCAUUCAGACCGUGGGCAUCUCUGGAUGGGGUGCGUGUGGCUGGAUCGCGACAGUCAUGUUUUUCAGCUACAACGUGGGCUCUGCUGUCGUCAUGCUGUUCUCCGCUCUGCUCUUCACCCUGGUGACUGUAUUAAUGGGACUGGUUCUCAUAAGGGUCCACAGGCUGUACCGUGGUGGAGGCGGUAGCUUGGAGCGUGCCCAAGAGGAGUGGAGCACUGGACUGUGGAAGAGUGCCCCUGUGAGGGAGGCUGGCUUCAAUGCCAUCGCUGAAACUGGCCCCAGUCUGCCUCAGUACCCAGCCGCAGUGCCAAGCUACCCAGAAAAUGGCCCCUGGUAAAACGGACUCUAGGGGGAGACAAAGAGCGACAUUUCAUAGCAUGCAGAUGACAGCGAAACACAAAAUUACACCACUACACUAUAUUUGACACGUUGAUGUGUUUUGCGAAAGAAUGUGAAUUUUGACUUAUCUGAAUGAUACUCCUAGAGGCUAUGUAACAUGAAUGGAAAAGAUUUUCCAUGGUAACUGGAAAGUUUAUUUUAUUUUUUGACAGAACUUCUAAAACUUACCCAUUCCAAUUCAUAUGUUUACAUGAUCUUCUACUCUAUAUAUACAUUUGAUUCAUUUGCCUUUUUCCAAGAGAGAAGGAAAAAGCCAGCUGGGAUCCUCCCUAGAUUGUCUGUACUCAAACAGUAGCGUUCAAAAUAAACCAUGUCAACAGCAUGACCUCUGAACUACAGGAAUCUUAGAUGCCUACUGACCAUCACAUUGAAGUAUUUAUAGGGCAUAGAACGGAUAUCUUGAUUGAUACUGUCAAAGUGAACAUGGAAUUUUGUUUUGCCUUUGGAGUUUAAUAUGGAACUUUGAGAGCAUGCUUUUUUUUUUAUUCUAGUGAUGUUUUGGUGUGAAUCUAAUCACAGCACCUCCCAUGUGUUAGGGACACUCUUGCUUGAUCUCAUUUUGCCUUAUUUCCUAAGACUAGCCAUGCCUUAAUCUUACAAGCAGAUCUUGCAUAUAGAAGCUGUCUUGCUUGACUUUAGCCUUAAGUAAAGCUAUGUUAUUAUGACAAAGCCCAAGAACCACACUAAUACACAUUUUCAACCUGGUAAUGCUCAAGACGCUCACUAUUAUAGGAAUGCCUUCACUGAUCACUACUGCCUUUUGUGUUUCGCUCAAUGUGCACUGGUCUUCUCUCUCGUUUGGUAGUGAUGCCAUUAGUUUUGUGCGGUCCUAGUGCCCUGUUGUAGGAGCACCCCUCUCUCCAGUCAGUGUUCAAAACCAGCUCUUCAGACAGGAGAACAAUGUUUACAUUGCUAGCCACCCAUUUUGCUUUCUGUUUUUUCUUCAAAAAGUUUGGACUGCCAUGAGAAUUAUUUUGAAUUCAUAGAUUUGUUUUACUUUGUCUCAAUUCUGUAAUUAAUACAGGUAUUAGAAAAUAUGAGAUACAUUUUUGAAAAGGUAAUGUGUUUAUGCAAUGUCUAACAAUUUCAAUAAAUAUUCUUAUUUAAACCCGUUGUUACAAAAGCUGUUGUUCUCUCACUGGGUAAGUGUUAUUCCUGAUUUUCAUAUUCAAAUAUUUUGGCAGUUGGAAGUGGUGGACAGCUAUACUGGGAGGCCAGCGCACCACAGAAUGUACAGAAUCACGCAAUGGCGACUCAGUCAGCAGUGUGUUAGCUUGCCAUGUACAGUACUAAAUACUGGCCCCCUGUUUCCACUGGGGGAAAAGACAAUUGUACAUGUGGUUUGGACAUGGUCAUUGAGUCUAUACCAAAGGUUCUGGAUUGUUCUUGAGAUAAUUUAAUGUUGCUCUUGAAAGCGUGAUAAUGACAGAACAGAGAUCUUCAGAACACCUCGAGUGUUCUGACUGAAUCAGGCAUGACGUUUUCUAAUGACAGCGUCGAGGUAAACACAGAGCAACGAGAACACGCUCCUUUAAUCUUCCCUCGACAACAAACGAGUUGUAAAGAAAUGUACAGUCAGAUCGUGGUUCAAAUGACAUCCCACUCUGCCAUGGUCUGCCGUGGGCACACGACAACUAGUCAUCAAUAUCAACAGGCCUCUCAUUGGAUUGAAAUGUCUCGGUUUAUCCUCAAACGCGAUUGGCCAGACAAACACGUGUAACUAUCGACAAUAGAAAAAUUACAAAU
Molecule: messenger RNA, 2607 nt
Organism: Hypomesus transpacificus
Lineage: Eukaryota; Metazoa; Chordata; Actinopteri; Osmeriformes; Osmeridae
Gene: scamp4
Product: secretory carrier membrane protein 4
Exons: 7
Coding region: 104-799 (231 amino acids)
Biological process (GO): protein transport
Cellular component (GO): recycling endosome membrane; trans-Golgi network membrane
Source: RefSeq, a predicted model, not a curated record